This is a messenger RNA of Acanthaster planci (crown-of-thorns starfish), 2927 nucleotides long. RefSeq names its product V-type proton ATPase subunit B. The record is from RefSeq and is a predicted model, not a curated record. Lineage: Eukaryota; Metazoa; Echinodermata; Asteroidea; Valvatida; Acanthasteridae. Gene Ontology annotation, molecular function: ATP binding; proton-transporting ATPase activity, rotational mechanism. Gene Ontology annotation, cellular component: proton-transporting V-type ATPase, V1 domain. Gene Ontology annotation, biological process: proton transmembrane transport; ATP metabolic process; vacuolar acidification.
AGUAAUCCGUGUAGUGGAAAAAAAUUUAUCGGGGCGACCUCGGUCACGAGAAAAAGAAACGCUGACGAAAUUCUCAACUAGAAACAACACCGUUACUGUGUCAGUUCCUAACUUCGGCUAUUCAGGAAACACAAAAUAGGAAACUGACUGUGUUAGGAUACUCCCAAGCUAAGAUAUAGAUCGCAAAGUGAACUAAUGACGGUGAGAUUCAAUUGAAAAUCUCAGGGCUUUCCAGUUGAAGAUCACCGUGUUCGCUGAAUUAGCCUACGGGGGAAAGGACUCAUAUUACGGUCGAACAGGGGAGAGGUUCACUCGCCAUGGAAAACGGAAUAGGAGUGCCGAGAACUCGCAUGGAAGCGAACAGGGAACAUGUCCUAGCUGUAAAGAGAAAUUACAUUUCAAAUCCUCGGAUAACGUACAAAACUGUGUCUGGAGUCAAUGGACCUCUGGUAAUUCUUGACAACGUCAAGUUUCCCAAGUUUGCAGAAAUUGUCAAUUUGACACUUUCUGAUGGAACAAAAAGAAGUGGACAGGUUCUGGAGGUCAGCGGGUCAAAGGCCGUAGUUCAGGUAUUUGAAGGGACAUCAGGAAUUGAUGCCAAGCAUACGACGUGCGAAUUCACCGGAGACAUUCUGCGAAUCCCUGUAUCUGAGGACAUGUUAGGUCGUAUCUUCAACGGUUCCGGUAAAGCUAUCGACAAAGGGCCCCCAGUAUUGGCAGAAGAUUACCUGGAUAUUCAAGGUCAACCGAUCAAUCCUAAUUCUCGCAUCUACCCUGAGGAAAUGAUCCAGACUGGUAUAUCAGCCAUCGAUGUUAUGAAUUCCAUCGCCCGUGGUCAGAAAAUUCCAAUCUUCUCAGCUGCUGGGUUGCCACAUAAUGAGAUUGCAGCUCAGAUUGUACGACAGGCUGGUCUUGUCAAGCAACCACAGAAUGACGUCAUGGACUCGCAUGAAGACAACUUUGCCAUUGUCUUCGCUGCUAUGGGUGUUAACAUGGAAACAGCUCGUUUCUUCAAGCAAGACUUUGAGGAGAAUGGCUCUAUGGACAAUGUCUGUCUUUUCCUCAAUCUAGCCAACGAUCCAACUAUUGAACGUAUCAUCACACCGCGUCUGGCAUUAACAGCUGCUGAGUUCUUAGCCUACCAAUGUGAGAAACACGUCUUAGUUAUUCUGACAGACAUGAGCUCCUAUGCUGAAGCUUUGCGUGAGGUUUCAGCAGCUCGUGAGGAAGUUCCAGGCAGACGUGGUUUCCCUGGUUACAUGUACACGGAUCUUGCUACCAUCUAUGAACGAGCAGGGCGUGUUGAAGGUCGUAAUGGUUCCAUUACACAAAUCCCAAUAUUGACCAUGCCCAACGAUGAUAUCACCCAUCCUAUCCCUGAUCUGACAGGGUACAUCACCGAGGGUCAGAUCUAUGUGGACAGACAGCUUCACAACAGACAGAUCUAUCCACCAAUCAAUGUGCUUCCAUCUUUGUCUCGUCUGAUGAAGUCUGCUAUUGGAGAAGGAAUGACACGGAAGGACCAUGCAGAUGUAUCUAACCAGCUGUAUGCUAACUAUGCUAUCGGGAAAGAUGUUCAAGCCAUGAAGGCAGUGGUUGGCGAGGAGGCAUUGACACCUGAUGACUUACUCUAUCUGGAAUUUCUGGGCAAAUUUGAGAAGAACUUCAUUGCCCAAGGGAGCUAUGAGAAUCGUACCGUCUUUGAUUCUCUUGAUAUUGGUUGGCAACUUCUGCGAAUCUUCCCGAAGGAGAUGUUGAAGAGAAUUCCACAGAGUACACUUGCUGAAUUCUACCCCCGCGAUGCCCGCCGUUAAGGUCUCAACCAUCAAGUAUCACCACUAUUUUUCCUCUCAUCUUAUAUCAUUUUUUCUUUCGGUUGGGGACGUACAGGUUGUUUAUUUCCAAGUAAAUUUGAUUUCAAGCUCGCAAGCAAACAUUUACCAAGCAUGUACUGAUAGAGCUAAUGUUAAACUGCAAUAGUUUGACAUUUGUGCAAGUAGAUUUGUCACUGGAAGUAUUUGGUUUAAUUUUCCUGUUAAAAACAUUCCAAGUAUUCAAGUGAACUUUCUUUACUUCACUGAAAAACUUGAAUCAUGUAAGUUAAAGACUUUCUCCUCCGAACAACCAUUUUGAAUGCAAAAUGCAUUUGUGUUGCACAUUUGAAAUUGUUUUGAAGUCAUGGUUGACUUGCAAAGGCAAACACAUGCAAAGUCAUAUUUUGCAUUGUUUCUUUUCCAGUAAAAAAAAAAAAAUUAAGCUUCAUUCUUUUCUUUGAAAUCUGUUACAUUCUUAUUAAAUUUUCUGCUUAAUUCCUAGGUGUUUCUUACAAACUUUGGUCACGCAACUUGCAAGAGUGUUGAAAAAAUAUAAAAAUCAUAAAAAGAAGAUGUGAAAACCUCGUGUCUUAAAUGUGAAACAUACAAAUGACACUAAGAUCAUCAAUCGAACAAUUAAUUUUUAAGAGACUGCUUUAGUAAAAUUUUCUUGAGAGUCUUACUCUGCGGUACAUUAACAAGUUGGAAUCCCCUGGCAAUACCUGUCUCCGAUAAAAUAUAUAGCAAUUAUGUUGUAUAGAAGUAUAUAUAUGAAAUCGUCAUAAAAAAGGUGUCUUGGAUGUUAUUUGUGAACAUAUAUAUAAAAAGUACUGUAGUAUAAGCCGGAAGUAUGUAGAUUCUGUGAACUAGCUUUAAAUUUGGUAUAUACUUUACAUUCUUUCUCCAAUUCCAGAAGACAACCCGUGGCAAGCUUUGUCUUUGCGGGUGUUGGUUGUGAUUGGCUUUCAGUUGUCAGAUUUGUACUGUAAAUUUGACUUCCAACCUUGUCAUUACCCCUUGUUUCCUUGUAAUCCAGAUAUUAUCAAAGGUCAUGACAAAUACCAGUGAUUAAAUUUGCUCUAGUCUUUGUGAAUAAACGUUAAUAGAAAACUU